CAGGGCCCAGAGGCUGCCCUGCUUCCUCCUUGUCCUGUGGCUGGAUAGCUCAGCUCGGGCUGAGGAGCUGGCAUGUCCUCCACGGUCGCCUCUCUGCUCUGCCUUGGGCUGUGCCUGGGCCAGAAGAUCCCAUCUGCCGAGGGGGAGCUCUUCAGACCUUCCAUUAGGGCUGUGCCCAGCUCUGUGGUCCCUUGGGGAGCAGAAGUAAGCUUCUCUUGCCAGGGCCCGCAGAGAAGCAAGAGUUUUCAGCUUUGGGAGGAUGAAAACUUCCUACUCCAGAUAAAUACCACCAGAGGGGAGGCUGCGUUCCCCUUUUCAGUCAAAGGAGCUAAUGCCAUAGGCCACUACCGCUGUCGUUACUGGCAGGGGCCCAGAUGGUCAGAGUUCAGUGCCCCUCUGCGGCUGCUGGUGACAGGAUUUUUCUCUAAACCAUCUUUACUGGUCCGACCGGGCAUCUUGGUAGCUGCAGGGGAGACAGUGACCUUCACGUGCCAGAUUUUCCUAGCCAGUGGCAUUUCAAAAUUGACCUUCUUCCUAUUGAAAGCUGGGGUACCUGACCCCUUACAGUUCCAGAGCACAGAGGAGAAGGUGGCCAACUUUACUCUCCCAUCUGUGAAGGCUGAGGAUGCUGGGAACUACAGCUGCAUUUACUUAGUGGAGGGCAGGAGGAGAGCAUCAGAUCCUAGUGAGGUCCUAAAACUGGAGGUGACAGAUGAAAAGGACACAGAUCCUCAAAGAGAAGAUGAAAAGAACACACAUCCUCAAAAAAAAGACCUCAGAGCUGCCAUGGCUGUUACUGUCACCUGUUUUUUCAUCUUCAGCCUCCUCUGUGCCCUUUUUUGCCGCUGUCCUAUCCCACACAAAAGUUCACAUGGAGACACUCCCAGGAGCCCUUCCGACAAUACAGGUGUCUCUCAGUCUGUCUCCCUCCCUACAGAGAAGAUAAUAUAUGAAGAUAUAUCCAAGGGGAGACAGAUAGAGACACAGGCCUCAGAAUCUGAAGAUCCCCAUGGAGUGACAUACUCUCAACUGAACACAGCUGCCCUCAGUGAGGGACAGAGAGUCCCGACUUCCACAGCCCCAGAGCCUUGCAUUUAUUCCACUGUGGCUUUGCAUUGAGGGGGGACUAGAGAAGCCCAUCACCCCAAAAAGGGACUGGAGCUUUGGAGGAAGAAAAGAUCAAAGAGGGAUGAGGGAAAGAAGUGAACUGGGAAUUCAAACAUCUGAAUUUGAGUAAAAAGCUCUGGAAAUGGAUUCUCAAGCCCAAAUCCCUCCCUCUUUGACCCCACUGCCCUCAGGGGGAACAUCUGACACACAGGCCACAUGCAUCCCUCAGGUCCCAUGGCACCUGGCCUGUGGCACCUUCUGUUUAUACCAAUUCUGACUAGGUUUUCUGCUGACUAGAUCAGAACUUCUUAAAACUUUUUCUAUACGUGACCUUGUUUUGCCAAGAAAUUUUUAACAUGACCCAGGUUUAUAGGUAUAUGAAAUAGGUCUACAAACCAAGAAUUCACUGAUAAGAAAUUGUCAUUUUGUGACCCCCAUAUUCAGUUAUUCAGACCCCCAUAUAUGGGGCUGCAAACCACAGUUUAAAAAUCUGGGGACCAGAUGACCUUUGCGGUCCCUCCUAAUUCUGCUUCAAUUUUGAGUUGUGAAAUACAUCAGGUUGGCAGCUAAAGCAUCUGUAACACAAGUGAUUAUUCAGUGAAUGAGCAUCCUUUUUUUAUCCUUGUGAUGCUGUCAUUGAAUAAUGAAUAAAUGUUCUGGGGGCCAGUGGGAGAAACACGUUUUGAUGCACUCCAGUCUAGGAAGCAGCUGAUGAGGGAGAAGGUCCAAAGGGGAUCAGUCCGUUCCAUAGGUUCCUUCUAUGGGCCACACAAAAGGAGUUUCCUCAGGAACAGCCUCAUGUCUCAGCAAUCAAUCAUCUUUGAUACUCCCAAAUCUAGUAGGGUCUAAACAGCGACUUCCUGUUAUUGUAGCUAGGGGCUAUGCUCCUCCCUCCCAACCAUAUUAAAAAACAGGAACAGUGGUUUCCUGCCCUUGUGGUCCAAUUUGUAGAACUGGCUGUUGCUCUAUUUUCCAGUGAGCUGGGCCAGCUCUUCUUGUCUUCCUUCCCCUUGCCCUUUCUGUCAUUUCAUUUUUACUAUUGCAUCUCCCAUUGUUAGCUAGCUAAAGAGAACUUUAUUGUUGUUCUGUCAUGUCUGAGUCUUGGUGAGUCUUGUUGGCAAAGAUUUUGGAGUGUUCCUUCUCUAGCUCAUUUUACAGAUGAAGAAACUGAGGCAAACAGGAUAAAAUGACUUGUUCAGGGUCAUGCAGCUAGGAAGACGGAAACUGGAUUAGAACUCAUGAAGAUGAGCUGUCCUGGAUCUAAGCCCAGUCACUGUGUCACCUAGCUACCUUGAACUUUGCUUACUGACCUUAAUUGGUGUGAUUCUUUAUUUGGGUAAUAAAAGUUGGGGAGCAAAAAGAGAGGCUGGAUAAUAUGGGAGACUUCUAUGGAGGAGGGUCAAAGGCUAGGAGGACUCCUUAGUCUCCUUCCCUCCCUUUCUCCCUCCCCCCUCUCUCUCCCUCUUUUUUCUCUCUCUCUCCCCUCUCUCCUCUUCCUCCCCCAUGAUGUAACUGGAUUUGUAAGAAGCAGAAAGCAAACCUGCUCAGUGGGAACAUGGAGAGUGAAAGGAAAGCUUUGCUUGGGAGGCUCUGGUUAGGCUACAUCUGAAAUGCUGGGUUCAGGUUUGGGCACCCCACUCCAGGAAAAGGAUUGGGCAGCUGGUAAGCAUACAAAGUUAGGGCCAGAGUGUUGAAGGGCCAUUGGAGAUCAGUGAAAACUUGGGGAUGUGUAGCCUGGAGAAGACAUUCCUUGGAGGAGAUUUACACAAGCAUCUUAAGUUAUUUGAAGUUAUAAUUAUUUAUUUGCCUUUAAUUAAGCUUCUCCAGUGUGCCAGGAAUCGGGCUGAAUGAUGGGGGACACAGAGACAAAUGCCAGCUGUCUUUGCCCUCUAAGAGCUCCUACUAUAUUGGGAGAAAAAACACGCUGAUAAGUACUGUGGAUAGUAAUGGAGAAAGGCACCAAAAACUCAGGGUGUCAGAGAAAUGUCUCGCACAUGAUCAGAGUAUAUCUGCUCUUGACUGACUCCCAAAAGAAGCAAUAUGUAUUAAAAGGCAGAGAUAAGUGGGGAGGAGUGGAGUCUAUGCAAGGGCAUGGAUACAUUAGAUUAAAUGUCACACACAGGGAGAAACCAGUAAGCACUACAGCAAAAAGUGUGUAAAGAGGAGAGUGUGUAACUAACUAUUUUGGACAGACAAAUUGAAGACAGAUAAUAAAAGACUUUCCAUGAGAGA
Sarcophilus harrisii (Tasmanian devil) is the source of this 3339-nucleotide messenger RNA. RefSeq names its product T-cell-interacting, activating receptor on myeloid cells protein 1. Gene Ontology annotation, cellular component: plasma membrane. Lineage: Eukaryota; Metazoa; Chordata; Mammalia; Dasyuromorphia; Dasyuridae. The record is from RefSeq and is a predicted model, not a curated record. The coding region runs from base 73 to 1119 and encodes 348 amino acids. The transcript has 11 exons.